UUCCAAUCCCCUCCAUAUCAUGUGAUUCAGGUGUCCCAAUCCCCUCCCAAUCAUGUGAUUCAGGUGUUCCAAUCCCCUCCAUGGACACAGGUGUAUACAAUCCAGCCCCUAGGCAUGCAGACGGCUUCUACAAACAUUGGUGAAAGAAUGGGUCGCUCUCAGGAGCUCAGUGACUCCAAGCGUGGUCCCGUGAUAGGUGGCCACCUGGGCAAUAAGUCCAUCUGUGACAUUUCCUGGCUACUAAAUAUUCCACGCUCAACUGUUAGUGGGAUUAUAACAAAGUGGAAGCCACUGGGAACAACAGCCACUCAGCCA
Staurois parvus is the source of this 315-nucleotide messenger RNA. Lineage: Eukaryota; Metazoa; Chordata; Amphibia; Anura; Ranidae. The record is from the annotation of a GenBank genome assembly.